Arvicanthis niloticus (Nile rat) is the source of this 756-nucleotide messenger RNA. It is a transcript of the gene C6H17orf99, whose product is annotated as chromosome 6 C17orf99 homolog. The record is from RefSeq and is a predicted model, not a curated record. NCBI's taxonomy places the organism in Eukaryota, Metazoa, Chordata, Mammalia, Rodentia, Muridae.
AUGCUCUUUCAGCUGUUCUUCUUUGCCAUGCUGGCUGUCUGUGGCUUCUCAGAGGAGCAGAUAGAAGGCAUCACCAUUGCCUACAAAGUACUGGAAGUUUAUCCCCAAAGCCAGCGAGUGCUUAUAACCUGCGACGCCCCCGAGGCGCCCCGGCCCAUCACGUACUCUCUCCUGGCUAGCCGAGGUGUCCUGGUGGCUAAAAGGGUUGUGCAUGACUCCACACCGGCCUCCUUCAACAUCAACAUCACGAUCAAGUCCAGCCCGGACCUGCUCACCUACUCCUGCCAGGCAGCCUCGAACUCGGACACCUACGGGCCCAGCAGAAAGCUGCAGAUGUACCAGGAACUGUGGGCUAAGCCAGUGUCUCAGCUGCAGGCUGACUUCAUCCUACAUGAUGGGGACUCAGGCCCCACUGUGGAGCUGUCCUGCCUGGCAUCCUCAGGCAGCCCCCCCAUCACCUACCGCUUGAUGGGGAAUGAUGGGCGUGUACUUGCACAGCAAAGGCCACUCCAUGGAAAACCUGCCAACUUCUCCCUCCCGCUGUCCCAGACCUCUGGCUGGUUCCAGUGUGAAGCUGAAAACAGAGUCAGUGUGGACAGCAGUGCCCGCAUCCCGCUGCCCCGAGCAGAGGCUCAGUCCAAGCUGGUAGCCACCCUCCCAGGGGAGCUGCCCCUCACACCCACCUGUAUUCUGGCCGGCAGCCUCAUCUCCAUCGCUGUUGUUGCUUCCAGGAUGCUGAGCUCGACCAGGUUGUGA